AUGGAGGUGGCAGCUUCGCCCCCAUCUGCAACCAUGCCCCGCUUGUCAGCUGCGCGAAGGCAUGCAAGUACUGAAGACAAAAUGAGCAAUCUUACUUCCGUGUCCAUAUUUCUGUUGCAGGAAUUCUCAGAAGUACGAGAACUACAGAUCUUGCACUUCUUUCUGUUCCUAACAUCAUACCUCACAAUCAUGAGUGGGAAUCUUCUAAUCAUUGUUGCAAUAGCCGUUGACCAUCACCUUCAUAAACCAAUGUAUUUUUUCCUAGCAACCUUGGCCUUCAUGGAUAUUGGCUCCGUUUCUGCCAUCAUACCAAAAUCUAUGGCCAAUUCCAUCAUGAACAGCAGGUCAAUUUCAUACUCUGGGUGUGUGGCUCAAGUUUUCUUCUACUUCUUCUUUGCAACAUCAGAUUUUUCCCUUCUAACUGUAAUGGCACAUGAUCGCUAUGUUGCCAUUUGCAGUCCAUUACAAUAUGAGACUAUUAUGCACAAAGGAGCUUGUAUUCAGAUGGCAGCCAUUGUGUUCUUUACUAGUCUUCUUUAUGCCAUAUUACACACUUGUGGCACCUUUGCAAUAACCUUCUGUUCUAAUGCUGUUGAUCAGUUCUUCUGUGAAGCCCCAACGUUAAUGAAACUUUCCUGCUCUAACUUUUACUUAGUUGAAGUUGGGUUCAUUCUGCUAGGCUAUAUUAUGGGGGUAGGAUGCUUCAUUUUCAUCAUCAUAACCUAUGUCCAAAUCAUUUCUACAGUGCUCAGAAUUCCUUCAGUGCACGGUCAGAAAAAGGCUCUUUCCACUUGCCUUCCCCACCUCACUGUCGUCUCUGUAUUUCUGUUAAGUGCAUCCUUUGCCUAUGCAAGGCCUCCCACUACUGCUUCUUCUGAUGUGGAUAUUGUUUUUGCUGUGAUAUAUAUAGUAAUUCCUCCCUUGUUGAAUCCAUUCAUCUACAGCAUGAGAAACAAAGAAAUCAAGACUGCUUUGUGGAAACUCUUAGAUGUUGGGCAUUCUCCUAAAAGUACAUUUAGAGUUCUAUAA
Rhineura floridana is the source of this 1029-nucleotide messenger RNA. Its product is annotated as olfactory receptor 14A16-like. Lineage: Eukaryota; Metazoa; Chordata; Lepidosauria; Squamata; Rhineuridae. The record is from RefSeq and is a predicted model, not a curated record. The transcript is spliced from 2 exons. Bases 1 to 1029 code for a protein of 342 amino acids. Gene Ontology annotation, cellular component: membrane. Gene Ontology annotation, biological process: G protein-coupled receptor signaling pathway. Gene Ontology annotation, molecular function: olfactory receptor activity; G protein-coupled receptor activity; odorant binding.